Molecule: messenger RNA, 1177 nt
Organism: Talaromyces proteolyticus
Lineage: Eukaryota; Fungi; Ascomycota; Eurotiomycetes; Eurotiales; Trichocomaceae
Exons: 3
Coding region: 364-834 (156 amino acids)
Source: RefSeq, a predicted model, not a curated record
AUUAUGCUUAUUCACAAGAGACAAUAGCGCCUUCAUCUGCAGUGAAUAAUACACUCCGUUGGCUGUCCGUUUUCAUGACUUGAAUUGAUAAUGUCUUUGUCUGUCGAGUCAAUUCCUUUGGUCCACACCAGCCACCCUCCUUGCCUUUUUACCACGCCAUUUCCUGCUGCUCUCCAUCCAGUCCAUUUCCACAUGGUGAAGGAUUACCUAGGAUCACUCGAAAAAUAAAUUCAUUUCUUCUUAACUGUGCAUACUUCUUCGGUCUCUUCACGCUCCUCUCAUCGCCAACUGCCAGUAUCUGCCACCCAGCGCUAUUAUCUUAAUUGGUCGUAGCAAUUCCUUACAUCACGUUAUCCACUGAAAAUGCCGUCCUCAACGAUUGUCGAUUACGUGGAAUCGAAAAUUCCCAGCUCAAGCAUUCUAGACCAGCCAUACAUCAACGUGUAUAAUGUCCGCUCCCUCGACUCGGCGUUCAAAGUUUGGCAAAAUGUCCGUGGCCCGCUCCAUCAGCUCAUUGCAUCAGUUUUGGACAGAAAUAGCAGCUGCAUUGCUAUUGACUUGAUGAAAUACGUUGGACAAGACCCUUUUCUUGCGGACGCCACGCUUCUUCUUCUCUUCCCGACUACCGCCAGUGCUGAGCAUUGGCCAGCACUCGAGAUUGCCGCCACAAAUCUUGUUCAGGAAAAGGCUGAAGACCUUGAACACUACGAAAAAAUCAAGGUCGUAAUUCGUUCCGUCGAUCUGUCUCUUUCCGCUAUCAUCCACACCAAGCAGGCUCUCGACAAAGCUGUUGGUAUCCAGUAUGACUCUUUCUGGCUAUCAAAGCUAUCCUGAAGAUCGAAAUGCGACAUGAUUCAAAUGAAAUUACGAUACAGAUCUAGUACGUCGGGUUAUGCCUUGCGAAAGUAAUAGUUGCAGUUGAACAAUUGGGGGCGGCAAAAUCACAACACCCUUCAAGGGUAGGACAGCAUUGAUAUGCGCAAGUAGGCAUGCACCGUAACUGGACCCUUUGGCGGAAGUGAUAUCUUGUUAUGCUUGUAGUUCGAAAGUCUUAGAUGCUUGACCUGUUUUCCUGGCUUGGUCUUCUUGUCUUUGUAUGCUUUCAAUACAUGGGAAUUUACAAUGUGCUUAUAGGCGGAAAGUAGUCUAAAUGUUAAUACUAUGCGGUACAGUGCCU